Molecule: messenger RNA, 754 nt
Organism: Phanerochaete carnosa HHB-10118-sp
Lineage: Eukaryota; Fungi; Basidiomycota; Agaricomycetes; Polyporales; Phanerochaetaceae
Exons: 1
Coding region: 62-400 (112 amino acids)
Source: RefSeq, a predicted model, not a curated record
UUGGAAUGGCGACAACGACAGCUGCGUAUAUUUUUGUUCAUGUCGUAAAAUCUAUCGUACAAUGGCGGCGUGUAUGGUGAAGCUUGGCCUACUCACCGAACCUCCCUCGUCGAUUCGCAAAUUACUGAUGGCGGUGACUCGAACAGAGAGACGUCUUCAUUCUCGGGACUGGUCCGUCGUUCUACCCUCGCUUCUACGUCUGCACCGGUUUCUAGUUCUUUGUGGAAUGUGGCGUUCAGAAGCAGGCUUUCGUGCUUUCCCUGACAGGAUUAUUGUACCACCCAAUCGUUGCUGUACAAUACAGCCCCAGUACAUCGGACGGAGGAUACUUGUGGCCAACGCUGUUCAGUUCGUACGAAAUGGAUUAGAUGGCAGCGUAAACCGAAAGGUGCAGAGCUGAAACCGAGGUUAUUCUGCUAUCUGCUGGAUAAUGCCUUCAUGUAGACACACCACGCUCUGAAGAAACUCUGCAUGAGCGACACAGAGACUGCAAUUGGCUGUGUGUCGUUUUUCGUAUCGCAUCGUAUACAUCACCUCGCUUUGUUGCUCUACCCCUAGAAGCGGCUGAAUGACCACUGGAAACACCAGGCAAAAUCUCGAUGUUCCUCGGCACCCUGGAGCAUAGGAUGAGAAAUUGGCAGUAGCAAGCCUCGAAGAACGUAUCGUGAUGUUUCUCAGUUCAAGUGGGCUGGCCAGCUUGGCAUACUACAAGCUUACGAUGCUCAGGCGCAUGAUAUCGCCUUGCACGACGCAA